This is a messenger RNA of Vespula vulgaris, 7999 nucleotides long. Its product is annotated as RNA-binding protein fusilli. Gene Ontology annotation, molecular function: mRNA binding. Gene Ontology annotation, biological process: regulation of RNA splicing. NCBI's taxonomy places the organism in Eukaryota, Metazoa, Arthropoda, Insecta, Hymenoptera, Vespidae. Bases 847 to 3303 code for a protein of 818 amino acids. The transcript is spliced from 11 exons. Gene Ontology annotation, cellular component: nucleoplasm; ribonucleoprotein complex. The record is from RefSeq and is a predicted model, not a curated record.
UGUCGAGACGCUCGUUCGCUUCCUCGCUUGUAAGCAAAGAGAGAGGGAAAAAAAGAUAUACACAUACAUAUAUACAUGUGUACAUACAUAGACAUAUAAGAUACUUGCUAAAGAGACACGCGUGCGUGCCACAGUAAGAGCGAGACAGGAAGAGAUUUUUCACCUUCGCGAGAGGAGUGGAAAGUGCGCGUUCCCGUGAAGGGUGCACGCGACGACGUAAAUAUACGUCGUCUUAACCUUGACAGAAGAGCGAGAGGUAAAAGAAGAAGGAUUAAGAAGAAGAAGAAGAGAGUGGACAUGUCGUGUUGGUUGUUGUUGGAUAUUGAGUAUCUGUGAAAGGAUCAAGAAGAGAAGACCCGGUUCGUCGUCGUCGUCGUCGUCGUCGUCGUCGGCGACGUCUUUCUCUCUCUCCCUCUUUCUUUUUUUUUCUUUCUAUCUAUCUUCCUCUUUCCUUCUCUCUCUCUCUCUCUCCCCCCGUCCCUCUCCGUCUCUCUCUCUCUCUCUUUCUCUCUCUCUCUCUCUCUCUCUCUUUCUCACAUUUUCAUUCGUCGUGGGAAGGAAGGAGAGAAGAAGAUAGGUAGACAGAUAGGAGGACGCGUGUCCGCGAGUGCUGACGCUUCCAUUACCUACUGUGUUUCACCAAUUGUUAUUGUGUUGUUGUUGUUAUUAUUAUUAUUAUUAUUAUUAUUAUUAUUAUUUUUAUUAUUUUUAUUAUUAUUAUUGUUACAUUGUUAUUUCGUUAUUUGGUUUAUUGUUAUUCGUUCGUUAUCCUCGUUAAUACGGAUUCGAAUAAAAAGAAGAGAGAGGAUAAAAAUAUCUAAGGAUAUUGUGAAGCAGACGAUAUUUAUGGGCGCUCGACGGUGCCGCGAGGAGGACACUAUGCAGAGCGUUGCUACGAGAGGGCCGACUCACCUGGUCGCCCUGUACGUGGCGACCGCCGGCCUUCAGAACAACUCGCUUGGUUCCGAUGAAGAGGAGAUCACGUUGCUCGUUUACGUACUUCUCGAUGUACUCCAAAACAAGGUGUUGGGCAGACAGCAAUACAUUGUUCGUCCAAUGGUAAUGGACGAUGGUUGUACACCGGGAAGCGGUAGUGACAAUCCAGCAGUCGCCGGAAGUAGCGGAAUCAUUAGCGAGGCAGCGUUAGCACAUGCUCCAGCCUUGACCGAACGUACCCUUCGAGAACUCGGAAUUCCUUUGGAGCAAGCUAUAGAACAGUUCGAAGGAUGGUGGUCAUCGAUGUCCUGUGUGACCGGUGGAGGUGAUCCUCGAUUCGUUGUUGACGGACAGUCACCAAUGAGACAAUGUUUGCAUCCUGAGGCUUGCAACAAGGAUAUCGAACUGCCAACGCAUUACAAUAUUUUUCACGAUCUUCGUAAAGAAUUUGUUGGCUGUUACUCAUCCCACGGUGAAUUGGCAACACUUGGAAUACAAGAGAUGCUACAAUAUUUUGGACUACCGCCCGAUACAGACAAUGAUUUUCACGUGAAAGAAAUACAGGACAUGAUUAGCGUGAUACAGAGGAUGAUCAAGGAUGGUCACGUGUUUCAAGCUCCAGAGAUAGUUAACAUAGUUUUAGAACCGGGCAUAUGUUCCAAGGAUGAAGAAGUAGACAAUGACUGCGUAGUUAGAGCCCGAGGACUUCCUUGGCAAUCUUCUGAUCAAGAUAUUGCCAAAUUUUUCCGUGGUUUGAAUGUUGCAAAGGGUGGCGUAGCACUUUGUUUAAGUCCUAUGGGUAGGCGCAACGGAGAAGCUUUAGUACGUUUUGUUAAUAAGGAACACAGAGAUAUGGCACUGAAAAGGCAUAAACAUCAUAUGGGACCACGAUACAUCGAAGUUUAUAAAGCUUCUGGAGAAGAUUUUGUUGGGGUUGCUGGUGGUACUACGAGCGAAGCACAUGCUUUCCUCUCAAGAGGAGCUCAGGUUAUCGUUAGAAUGAGAGGAUUACCUUAUGACUGCGUUGCUAAACAAGUGAUCGACUUCUUCUUAUCUGGACAAAAACCUUGUCAUGUGUUGGAUGGAGAAGAUGGUGUACUAUUUGUAAAAAAGCCAGAUGGUAGAGCGACCGGAGACGCGUUUGUCCUUUUCGCACAAGAGGAAGAUGCUGUGAAAGCAUUAAGUAAACACAGAGAUUGCAUUGGCAGUCGGUACAUUGAACUAUUUAGGAGUACAACAGCGGAAGUACAACAGGUUCUGAACAGGGCGAUCGAUCCAAAGCCGUUCGUUCUCCCAGUACCACCUAUUCCACCAUUGCAAUUUUCUCAAUUACUUCCUCAACACAUAAUCACAUCGGGUACGCGUAAGGACUGUGUGAGGCUACGUGGGCUCCCCUACGAGGCACUUGUCGAACACAUACUUGAAUUCAUGGGAGAGCACUCGAAAAACAUUGUCUACCAGGGCGUCCACAUGGUAUACAAUGCACAGGGUCAACCAUCCGGAGAAGCAUUCAUACAAAUGGACAGCGAAAGUUCGGCGCAUGCCUGCGCGACUCAACGACAUCAUCGGUAUAUGAUCUUCGGAAAGAAACAACGUUACAUAGAAGUCUUCCAAUGUAGCGGCGAAGAUAUGAAUCUGGUAUUGACAGGUGCAGUAGCUCCGCCAUCAACGAAGGCUCUACUAUCACCCGGUACGUUGAGCACUCAAUCACCCGCAUCUCUGACACAUUCGGGUCCGGCGACGCCGGUACCGAUGCCGGUACCGACGGCGCAGCCUCCCCUCUGGGACAUACAGGCGCUCGUACAGGCACAGGCGCAAGCACAGGCAGCGCAGGUUCAAGCUCAAGCUCAGGCGCAGGCGCAGGUGCAGGCCAUCAGGAAUCAGGACUUUUGGCUGAUGGCCUUGGCCUCUAACGCGUCCCCCACCUCGACGACUCCAGCCUCGCCUACCUCCUCGGCGACGAGUAAGACCUUGGCCCUUACCGCGCCCAAUCCACCUCAUCAAAUCCCUGCGUACGCGAUGACACCUCCGGCGGCCGCCGCAGCAGCCGCCGCUGCGGCUGCGCUUCAUGCUCAACAACCUACUCACGCACCGUUCUUACUCUUCAAUGUUCCCUCUCGUAUCCCCAUAUUAAGGGCACCGACCUCUCAUGGCAUCUUGACACCCAUCGUUGCGCAAACCGCUCCUAUUAAUCCGGCUGCAUUGAUGGGCCUGAAAAGAACCUGGGAAAGCGCCUUUCCUACCGAAACACCCGGUACGGUAGCCAAGCGUGCCGCGUGGCACCCACCAACGGCAGCUUUUCACGCCCAUGCGCCUACUGCUGCUCCUGCCUUGCCCUAUACCGCACAAUUUUAUCCUCAAAUAUGAUACGCGAAAUUGACCUUUCUUUCGUAUACCAUCUACAGACUGCGGUUUUUUUCUAUUCUCUCUCUCUAUGUAUCUACAUACAUAUACUUCUUGUCAUUCCACCUACCUAAUUGCUAUUCCAAUUCCUUCCUUCUAACCAAUGAGAAGAUCUUAGCUAGUCGGUCUUUCUCGCGUUUUUCGGAUGGAUUUUCUAUAUAUGUAUAUGUACAUAUAUAUUUUUUCUUUUUCCUUUUUUUUUUUUUUUUUUUUUUAGAAAAAUAUCACACUUUUUGAUCGAUUUACACUUUUACGUCUUAAUAUUCUUAAUCAGACAAACAAAUAUUUUUUACGAUUCAUUAAUUUUGAACCUACUCGAAUGCCUUUCGAAGGUUCCAAAUAAAACUUAUUCGAGAAUGUGAUAAGCAGUAGUACUUACGGACAUAUGAGAAAAAAUAGUUUUAAUUUAAAUUCAUGAAACUUUCACUGGCAGCGCACAAACUGGACUUUCUCGAACGAUCGUCCCAUUUUUGUUAAUGUAGUAUAUUCUAGGAUAUUAUCGUUUCGAUUCUUUGUUCGCAUUGUUCGCGAUUACGAUUAAAAUCUCGGAGUCACGAAGAGAAUUAUGUCAAUCGAUUGACAUAUAAAAUUAGGUUUCUACGUUGACGGAAUUAUUUCGCGACAACGCGUGCAGGAAAGUGCCUUAGAAAAAGUAAAGAAUUAGAAAUGUGUAUAUACGAGACUUGUCCUUCGUAAAAAUCGUCUCGUAAUCUUACGAUCGUCACGCAUACGUACGUUUCGUGUACGUUACGUGUACGUAUAUAUGCAUAUAUCUAUAUGUACACGCGUGCAGAUUAUUAAUAGAGAUGCCUAUGCGAAUAUAUAUAUAUAUAUCUAUCUAUUCUUUAUAUAUAUAUAUAUAUGAAUAUAGGUUAUAUAUAAAACAUAUACAUAUAUAUAUAUAAAUUUAUAUAUUUUGCUAGAAAUAUUUCUAUUAGUUUUUAUAAUGUAUGGACAUUCCAUCCAAUGUUAUAUAGAUUAAGUCCUCAUUCCAGAAAAAUUAAUCUUCGUUUUUCCACUAUUUGUCUAUCUUGUGCACGUCUCGCAACAUUCAUUCGAAUGUUUGAAAUACGCGCGCGAUCGUUCUCCGUAUCAAAAGUUUCUCGCGCAUGCGCGCGACUCGCAGACUGUUUAACAAAAGAGACAAAAGAAAAAGACGUGCGAACGACGUGUUAUCAUAUUUUUCUUAAAAUUCCAAUAACAUAGUAGAAUUGUCUAUUUCACUGCCAACACGACGAACAGUUUGUAAUCGUCAGUUUCCUUUUUUCUUUUUUUAUUCGUCGAAUUAUUAUCGUCGGUAAUAUUUUAAACUUCAUUCCUUCUUGCCAUGCUUUUGUAUCUUUAUUAUGGAUGGAAUAGAAAUGUUAUACAAUAUAUAAGAGAAACGGAAUGAGAAAGAGAAAGAGAAAGAGAGAAAGAAAGACAGAGAGAGAGAGAGAGAGAGAGAGAGAGAGAGAGAGAGAGACGAUCGCGCGAAUAUAUAGACGUAGGAUCAUAAGCCCGCGAAAUUUCAAAUCCGCGGGUAUAUUUAACGGAGUGGUUGCUGCAUGUCGUGUUCCGUAGAAGGGACGUGCGUACAAGUACCUGUUAAUAUUUCUCUUAGUUCUUCUCUUAUCCUUGCUCGAAACGGGUGAUCGUACGAUCUGCCUUGUUUCUUCUUUUUCUUUUUCUGCGAUUCCUCUUUAAUCCUUUUUUCCAAUCGUAAUGAUUUACGAUAUAACCAUAUAAUUUUUUUUUCUUUAUGGUCGUUGUCCUUCCAUUUCUUUUUUCUUUUUUCUUUUUUUUUUUUUCCAUUAUCACAUUCCAUUUUCGAUCGUUCAUCCCCAGCACCUUGUAACUAUCUUCUUGAUAUAAUAAUAAUUAAUAAUUAAUAAUAAUAAUAAUAAUAAUAGUAAUAAUAAUAAUAAUAAUAAUAAUAAUAAUAAUAAUAAUAAUAAUAGUAAUAAUAAUAAUAAUAAUAGUAAUAAUAGUAAUAGUAAUAAUUUUUGUCUAGAUACAUAUAUAUAUAUAUUGAAUUUAUAUAUAUAUAUAUAUUUAUAUAUAUAUAUAAUUUUUUUGUUUUAAUUACUUGUUUACGUGGUAGACCUUACAAUUAUCUCAGCCACAAGCCUAUUUUUGUUUGACAGGAUGCGGUAGCGUUUAUUAGAUAAAAUCGAGUAGUAUUCUUUCUUUCUUUUUUUUUCUUUUUUUUUUUUUUUUGGUACGUUGGGUAACGUCGGACGUUCGCGUGAUUUACGAAAAAGAAAAAAAACAACGAAACUAAAAUGGUGAAAUAUUUAUCAUUAAUUUUGUUGUCAUUGUCGUCGUCGUCGUCAUCAUCAUCAUCGUCGUCGUAGUCGUCGUCGUUGAUCGUUGUUGUCGUUGUUAUUAUUUUCCUCCAUUUAUUGUACUUACAACAGACACACGCACAUAUAUAUAUAUAUCUAUAUAUAUGUGUAUAUAUAUAUAUAUGUAUAUAUAUAUAAUCAAUACGACGCGCGUGUCCGACGUUACUGCGAAUAACAUAGAUUCAAGAAUCGGGUAUUGCCUGCCGACGCUUAAAGUCGGGAUUGCGCUUCCUGAUUCGGCUUUACAUUAGCAUUAAUAUUACAUCAAUUAGAUAUAAACGAGUGGAACGUUGCGAGACGUAAAGAGAAAUUAAUUUAAGAAUACUUUCAUUUCCACUUUUUAACUUUUUAUCUUUCAUACACACACACACAUAUAUAUAUAUUUAUUUAUUUAUAUAUAUAUAAAUAUAUAUAUAUUUUUUGUCUCACUUUUGUCUCGCAUCGUUUUAGAAAACGGGUGCAUCUUGGAGAGAGCGCGUCGAUUAGAGUUGUCCGAGUUGAGACACGUCUAAAUGUUUAUCGUACGAUCGAUCAAUAUGGAUCUUUUAUCUUUUUCUUUUUUUUUUUUUUAUUUUGACGUAAAUUAAUUUGUCUUCCUUUUCUUACUUAUACUUAUAUCGUUACAAUAACUUCGUUUGAUAUAUUCGUUUAAACGAUACGACGUGUCUAACUCGUGCAUCAUACUCAUAUCCUUAGUUGGUACUUAUUUACAUCGUAUGUUUUAAUGGUUCACGCCUUGGUGGUAACGAAGGAUGGCUGCCCCCAUAUGCGAGAGAUCGACAUAUAUGCGUGCACAUUACAUGUUCUAAUUGCAUUAUCUUUUUUUUUUUGCCGUUAGCUUUCGCUGGGAAACUAUCACGCGACGCCGUCAAAAUCACGAAACGUUGAUAUAUGCACUUUUUCUAGUUACUAUUCUCUUUAUUUUAUUUUAUUUUUUUUUAAUAUAUAUGUAAAGGGAGAGAGAGAGAGAGAGAGAGAGAGAGAGAGUGAGUGAAAAAGAGAGAGAGAGAGAACGAAUGAAUGAAAAAAAAAAAAACAAAAACAAAAAAUCAGCUCCUUGCCCUUGCAUUAUUAUAAGUGCACACGAACACACAUGCCGCUAAAUCCAUCUUCUACCGAUCUCUUAUUAUUAUUUUUUUUUCUUUUAUGUAUUAUUUCUUUUCCUUUUUCUCUUUUUCUUUUUUUUUUUUUCAACUAACUCCAAAAGCUACAUCUUAGAUAUCGUGACAUUAUUAUUUUAUUACGUUGAAUGUGUUUGUUUAUUUGUGAAUUGCUAACAUGGUGACUGACACAGUGUCGUUUCUAUUAUGAAUUACUUUCUUCUAACUCUUGGCAUUUUUAUUUCAUUUACUAUUUUGUUUUAUACACUCAUACACAUAUAUAUAUACGUAUAUACACACAUACACGCAUAUAUAUAUAUACACAUAUAAAAUAUGUAUAUAUAUAUGCAUGUCUAACAUAAAUAAUUGUCUGUGUUUGUACAUCAUACAUGAAAAGAAAAUUUUUGCAAGGAAUCAUAAAAAAAAAAAGUAACGAAAAAAGCAAACGAGUUUUAAAUAUUUACAUUAUUUAUUAGUAAAUGCUGUUGCUUCGUAUUCUGUUCGAUUCUCCUUUUUCUUUUUCUAUAUGUACAUAUACAUACACAUACAUAUAUAUAUAUAUAUAUAUGCAUCUAUGUAUAUGUAAUGGAGUUGAUGGAGAAGAGUUUUAGUUUCACCCAUGUCUCGUGAAUAGGUUUGUCCCGGCGAAAGCUGACGCGCGUAAAAUUCACGCAUAUUCGUUGAACACAUAGCGUGGGGCGACAUUAUCUCUCUUCUUUUUUUUUUCUUCCCCCUUACCUGUUUGAUCUUUUUUCCUCUUUUUUUUCUUUCUUUUCUCUAUUUUCUUUUUUUUUUUUCUUUUCUAUGCGACCGUGUGUACGGUACGUUUCUCCUCUUUCUUCUUCUUCUUCUUCUUCUUCUUCUUCUUCUUCCCUAAUAUUCUUUCUUUUUUUUUCCUCUUUCUUUUUUGUUACGAAAGGUGUGCCCUUUUUUUUUUUUUAAAAUAGCGUUUUUUUUUUAAUUACUGGGAUGUAGGACAUUCUCACUCACACAUAGAUACAUGCAUACAUACGGAGAGGUGGUACAUUAGUAUACAUAUGCACACAUUAAACACUACAUUACCACACGUAUACAUACGCACUAUCCAUACAUAGAUCAUAAUAAUAUAUACAUACGUACACCUACACACACACACAAAUCCUUUUUUUUACAUCUUGUAUACACUCUCUUGUAUUAUCGACGAUUAUAUCGAUGGUGAACGAUCGUGUUUAAUAAAUGUGCCUUGUGGACAUA